UGCUCAUCCUUGUUGACAAGGUUUAUCGUAAACCUCGGCAAUGUCUCUACGAGGAGUACUCUCGCUGUUCUUAUGUAUUCAUGGCUAUAGGCCAGUCGCUAUGCAGGAAGAAAAUAGCAAUUCCACAGCAAUUACUUUAGAUGAGCUGGUAAAUGGGUUUCGUUUCCAACAACUACAGCUUUCCACAACCAUGAUGAAUGCCAGCAUUCACGCAAGACUUCCCGAGAAACUCGCGGCAGCAGAGGCUAAGGAGGCGGAUCAAAGAGAAGCUAAAGCGUCGAGAGCAUACCACGAAGCCAAGACACCGUUCAUUGCCACCACUUCUCGCUAUAACCUGGGAUACAUAGGGCGUGGCUACGAUUUAUUUAAGGGGAAUCCCCUCACCGAUGAUGGUGUCGUUGAUCAAGGAUUCCGUCUCCCAAUAAUUGAGCUGCCCUACACUCACAAAUUCACGGCGGACGGCAAUUAUAGAAUCCCAGACAACGUUGACGUGAUCUCUGAAUCCAGUGCUAAAUUUGGAUCUUCUUUGCAUACGGUUCAAUCCGAGUCUGACUACAAGAAGAUGCUAAGUGUGGAUGCGUCGGUCAAUGCACAUGGAGGCGGCUGGGGAGGCAGUGCUAGCUUUAGCGCAAGCGCAUCGUAUCAGAAGAAUUCGCGGGAAAUUCAAAAAGGAGAAACAACUACAUUAAAUGUUGUUAGCCGUGCUGUAGUUUACAGGGCAAGAAUGUCAGAAACAUCUAAGUUGUCCAAGGUAAAUGAUUACUUCGAAAAAGCAGUGAUGUUAUUGCCGAUGGAAGAUUGUGAAUCCGGCCCACUUCAAGAGAUGUAUAUCAACCUUGUUCGUGAAUUCGGUACUCAUUAUACGACUGAAGUUGUAAUGGGUGCGAAAGCAGUACAACAACUUACCUUCUCAAAGUCAGAUUUAUCAAAACUGGAAUCUGAGGGAAUCAGUGCAAAGGUAGCAGCACAGGCGUCUUUCAGUGGAUUUGGCGCUUCAGGUGGUGGUGGUUUGAGUGUUGGUGUAAGUUCAAAAGAUGAAGCAUUUAAUAGGGUACAAAAUACAAGCAAAGAGCAGUAUGAAUAUUAUAUCGGCGGAAAUCCACCAUCUGGAGACAUCUCGAAAGGAACUACUGAGAGUUUACGAGAAUGGGCGAGAUCUGCAGAUGAGAAGCCGGUUCCUAUUCAGUACAAGAUGUCGUCGAUAGAAAGUUUAUUGAGACCUGGGUAUUUCAAAGACAUUACAUACGGUUUGUUUGAAAGGCGUCACUGUUUAAGAUCAGCAAUAUACGCGUACUGUAAACAGACAUCAUCCCCGUCCUUGUGUAGUCCGCCUAAUGAAGCUUCUCUCGGGUCAAGACGUAAACGUCAAACUGAUAAUGCGCCAGUCGGUGGAAUCAAAUUCGGAGAUUUCGUUAGUCUAUCAAACGUAAAAUCUAAACAAUACUUAUCCCUGUCUAACUCCACUGGCUACCUUCGGGGAAUUGUGACUAAACCGUUAGUACCAGUUACAACUUUUUCCGACUACAAUGGACUAUUCCAAAUCAAAUCCAGUGAUGAUGACAGCACAACGGUAGGAACUCCGCUAGUGUAUGGACAGGUGUUUAAACUUGUCACUGUGAAGGGAGACAAUUUACUUACCGGAAAAGCUUUGUUUAAUGAUGUUAACAACGCCCCAACGGACAAAUUGAUGGAUGCAUUUGACAACAAAGAUGGCUUAAAAUAUUCAUCACCUGGUGAUUUAUCAGGCAUGUCAAUUUUCUUGAGGUCAGACAAAGAGAAACCAUAUUUGAUCAGUCUUCAAUUAUCAAUAUGUGGUAGCCCAAAAGACGUUUUUCAAGUGCAAAUUAAUUUGGAAGGCUCCGAAGGAACUGUCGUGUUUCCGGUAAAACAUCAAUGCCAACACAGAUAUGGACACAAAUGGUAUUACAGUGCCUUUACGGACAGAUUCAUUGGGGAACCUAAGAAAUUUUACUUCAUGAGCAGCACUGGUACAGAAAAAAUAACAGGAAUCCAAAUAAAAACAAGCAACAAAAGGGGAAUUAUUAGUUAUACAAACAAAUCGCUAAACUGCGUCGGAAAUCAGCAAACUGUAAAUAUAGCUAGCGACGAAAUCAGGCCAAUAAAACAAGAAUAUGAUAUUUACCCUACACAAUUCUCGCUCCUAAGUAAAAACUACCCAAUAGGAUCUUUUGUAAGACGGCGGGACACUGUUUUUGUGGAAGUUGUAUCUGCAAUCGAAAGGGAAUCAUUUUGGGGGAAACCAGCGACACAUUUACUCUCCCACAAAAACGACACAAUUACUUUAGAAGAGAAAACGCCGGUGCCUCAUAAGCAAAUUUCAGGCUGUUCAGACAUCAUUUACCCAGGCUUUGAAGGGUUAAGUUUCAUGACUAGUGUUGGUGAGAAGUAUUUUGUGUCGUUCACUGUCGAAGUCAUGAUAACAACUGUCACUAUCAGCACGAAAAAGCCAUAUCAAGCCGAGAUGUUAAGGGUUGAAUAUAUAAAUCGCAAUAGCUCAAAAUUUCAAAUUUUGCAAAACUUCAUAAAAAGUCCUGGUUCGGGAUCUAUAACAAAGUUAGAGCUGAAAUUUCCCGCCAUGUAUCUGACAUCUGUUAAGGUCUAUUUUGACAGUGCAGCAGAUUUUCCACAGAAUAUUGACAGUUUUCUUGUAAGCGGUUGUCCUGCAGCGCUUUUGGAGAAAGAACCGCAGGAUACGAAGGCCGAGGAAUGGAAUCUAAAGCUCAGUGAGAAUGAAAUACAAACUUAUCCAUAUCUCAGUGUUAUUACAACACAGUAUAAUGGGUCUAAUUUCGAUAGCAUAUUCGCUGACUUUGAAAGGCCUUUCACUGUCAACGACUACAAAGCUGUCAUUACAAUCGACAGAAACAAAAGAGGUUGUAUGAUAGACGAAGAUUAUAUCCAAAAUUAUUUAAUGACCACGGAUGAGAUUGAAGGACUAAAAUUCGGAAACACAAGAGUGUCUUUGUCUCAGAAUUCGGUGUCCGUGACAACUUCGGUCACGGCAAUGAAUAAGGUUAUGUAUGAUCAGAACAUGCCUGCUUUCGACAGCAUUCUACGGAUGGCAGUUCAACAGUUUCCCUGUAACGACGGAAGGCUGACACCAGCGUUUGCCCUUCAUCGCUCCUCUGAAGAAUCGGGUUUGUCUUCAGUGGCCAAGGCAGUUAUUGCGGUUCUUGGAAUCAUUGCUGCAUGUGCAUUUAUUUUAGCAAUCAUUGCAUUUGUACGAUUUCGACAGAUCAAAAAAGCGUCAUUAGAGGAAGGUUCGCGGCGAUUAGUUGAUGCAAACGUUUAUGGAGGAGAGCCAAGAACUGACGAGUCUUUGUUCACUAAUAAAGCGUUUGAUGACACCCAGGGUGGUCAUACGGGGGCUCCUUCGAUCCUUCCACCAAGACAAAGAAGACUGACCUAAUUGGCCACUGCUAGUAUUUUAUAUCAAAUUACUUAUAAAAGAUGAAACAAUUUGCAGACUUUGAAAAGAUCACCGAAUGAUUCGUUUCUUAUAAGACAUAAAAAAACCAGAACAAUCACAAAAAUCACAAUUUUGAAAGAGCCUGUCAGUACUUUGUAUAUGUAACCACUAUUUUAAUUUCUUUUAAGAAAACAGAGAAAUCUUUUUUAAAAAUCCAAUAUUAAUUCACGCGGGCAUGUUAAGGCUUCCCAAUGGAUUUUACAGCGAUAUGUAAAAAGUAACUUAUCUGUACUUCAUACGAUAUGACGUCAUAAUUAACUUUGACGUCAUGAUCUACAUUCCUGUCGAUAGUUUUCAAGGAAUGUAUCUUAACGUUAAAAGUGAAUUAUAUCAAACCAGUAUAAUACUGCCUGUUUCCUUUACAUAGAUGCUGCUGUUAAUGCUUGACGUACAGAAUUCAUUCUUAGUAAAAACCAGUAUCAAAUAAUCGGCAAUUUUAAAGCUUCAUUUUAGGUAAAAGACUAUUUAUAAACUAAAGGUUUAGAUACUCUCCCUGCUACGUGUAAAUAAAUGAAUGAAGAAAUGUUAAUGCAUGUAAAACCAGCUUGGCGCAGGUGAAAGAUCAACACAAUUUUAGAAUAUUUUACGUAAAAUUGGUAGAGAAUAUAAGUAGCAAUGUGAAUCGUGCUUGGGAAACUUAUGGAUUUACCCCAAUUAUUUGUAAACCGCUUUUGAUUAGUGUUAUGUGCAUUUUUUUGACGAUUUUGUGGAAUGUUUCAACAAUCUCUUCCACAAACGAAAUAUUUAUUUCUUUCCCCAGCAAGAACUUCAAAGUAUAUAACUUAACAGAGGAUUUUUCUUUAAAACAUAAAAUUAAGAUUAAAUGUCAUUCAUCACCUGCGAGGAUGCGAUUUAAAUAGAUCCUUUGCAUUAUUAGGCUUCGCUCGUCAUGUGAUUACAAAGUACAUAUGACGUCACAAAAAUGCAUCAAAUAUAAUGUUUAACAUCGGUGUCAAUAAAUGUAACAUAGAUUUUAAGAUUCAAAUAAUAUCGUUCUCUAGACGUAUUUUAGCAUCGGGACGCCUUAACAUUGCUGCGCAAUUCUCAGCAUGUUACAUAGUAAAUGAACCAUAAACAUUACUCAAUGUAUCGAGAUGUAAUAAAAUCAUCACAUUUAGUUUUUUGAACUCUUGUUUUUUCAGCGCUGUUUUACGUUCGAAAGUCUACUUCUCUAUUCAUAUUUCUUUUUCAACUUGUAUAAAAUGAUUAUUAUAAAGUCAGAUUUUAAGUUUACAAAAGAUUUUUGAUGUACAAAACCUGUUUAAGGAAUACAAGGAAUUUCCAAGGUAGGUGUUCAAAGUUAGUCAAUUUAAACGAGUUUGAAAUUAGUUUGAAAUUGGAGACACAAAAAAGUAUCGGAUCCGCUAUAUUGUAGGUUUGUCGUAAUGAUUUCUUAAGUUCAGCCUAUAAAAUGAGAAAAAAGAGUUAUUUAUAAAUGUGAUUCAUAGAUUUGUAGAUUUGCUUUUAUUUUUUGUUUAUUUACAUAGUGUAUGGUUUAAAAUGGGAAAUUAAAACAAAAAUUCAUUUUAUUUAUUGAAAUGAUAAAUUCGUACGUUCAUCUUGGUUAUUUCUUAUACAUGUAUUAGAAAUAGAAAAAUGGAAAUGGAAGGGUCUUUAUUUAUGUAUUCAGUCAAAUAUUUGUAUAUUUGUCUCGAUUUAUUGUAGGGUAUAUAAAAUAAAUAAACGGUUUGCAAUUUAUUUAUUUACGUCAACGAUUUGUAGAUUUGUUUAGAUAAUUUCUAAUUUAAGGGGUUAUACGAUUGAAAAAUAAAAAGCCUUAUAAGUGCAUCAAUAUGCUUUUUUUUCAAGGCGUGAUUGUUUUACAUUGUAUUUUUUUCAGCAGGAGAGAAGGAACUUUGAAAUUUGAUAACUAAAAAAUGUUAAAUACUGUAAACCAACUUUUAUUCGGACAUUAUUUCGCGAGUUACAAACUAGUUCGCGACGACUACUUUUUGCGAGUAAGCCUUAUAAAGAUAUGUGUUGUUAUAACAGCCAUACAACAAGGGCUGGUUCGCAACGAGAAAUAUUCGAGACGACAAUUCUCUCGCGUAGCUCGCAAAGAUUUCUCGCUCGCGAAUAAAAGUAGGUUUACAGUAUAUGACACUAUUGUUAUAUGAAUGCAAAUUUUAAUUGAUCCAGAGCUUUUUUUUUUUUUGGAAAGAUAAUGUUUCCUUAAUUGUUUGUAUAACUUGUUUCAUUUUUAGUCUUAUUUACUUCUUCAAUGUUUACUUCGUAUAUCAUUCUUCAAUAUAAUAUGAUUUAUGUACUAUUUUUCUUGUUUUUUAAUAAAGUAUCUAAA
Messenger RNA from Magallana angulata, 5789 nucleotides. RefSeq lists its product as uncharacterized. Lineage: Eukaryota; Metazoa; Mollusca; Bivalvia; Ostreida; Ostreidae. The coding region runs from base 41 to 3430 and encodes 1129 amino acids. The transcript is spliced from 17 exons. The record is from RefSeq and is a predicted model, not a curated record.